ACUCUCAAGUCACAUCAUGGCCGCCAAGCCGACUGUUGCCGACUACCGCGCCAUUGCGCGUGGUUUCCCCUCUUUUAACACCCGUGAGGUCAACGACCUCAUCCGCCAGUUCCAGCUGUUCGAUGACGACGGCAAUGGAUCGAUCGACACCAACGAGCUCCGUCAGGUGAUGGUCAACAUGGAGAUGGAUGUGGAUGAGAAGCAGCUGCAGGAGAUCAUUGCCGAGGUGGACGAGGACAACUCGGGGACGAUCGAGUUUGCCGAGUUUAUGGUGCUGAUGAAGAACGCCAAGACGUCCGGGUCGAAGAUGGCUGCGGUGGUGGAGAAGGCCGGAGACAUGUACAAGGUGCAGGGUGCAACCGACUCGUCGGCACACUCGUUCUCGGAGGAGGAGAAGACCUCGUUCUCUGACUACAUCAACAUGGCGCUGGCGCACGACUCGGACCUCGCGCACCUGCUCCCGAUCGACGCGGCGUCGAUGGACCUGUUCGAGGUGGUCAAGGAUGGCAUUUUGCUGUGCAAGCUGAUCAACGAGGCCGUGCCCGGGACGAUUGACGAGCGCGCCAUCAACAAGAAGCCCAAGAACGCGUUCUCGCGGGCAGAAAACCUCAACAUGGCGGUGGCGUCUGCGGCAGCCAUCGGCGUCAACGUGGUCAACCUCGGGCAGGACGACCUGACCUCGGGCAAGCACCACAUUGUGCUCGGUCUCAUCUGGCAGCUCAUCCGGAUUGGGCUCAUGCGCGCGAUUAACCUCGAGGCGCACCCCGAGCUGUACCGGCUGCUCGAGGAGGGCGAGUCGAUCGAGGACCUCAUGCGGCUGCCUGCCGACCAGAUUCUUCUUCGGUGGCUCAACUACCAUCUGGCGGCUGCCGGCUCGCCGCGUCGGGCGACCAACUUUGGCAAGGACCUGUCUGACUCGGAGAUCCUGACUACGGUGCUUGCGCAGGUCGGCCCGCCGUGUGACAUGUCGCCGAUGAACGAGAGUGACAAGCUCCGCCGCGCCGACGCCAUGCUUGCCGAGGCCGACAAGAUCGAGUGCCGCAAGUUUGUGACGCCCAACGACGUGACGUCGGGCAACUCGAAGCUCAACCUGCUGUUUGUGGCGAACCUGUUCAACACUCACCCCGGCCUCGCCGAGCUCACCGAGGAGGAGGCGCAGGAGAUCGACAUGGACUUUGACCUCGAGGGUGACCGCGAGGCUCGCGUCUUUGCGCUCUACCUCUCCUCGCUUGGCGUCCCUGUCACUAACCUGUACGAGGACCUUCGCGACGGCCUCGCCCUGCUCAAGGCCUUUGAUGCCGUCGAGCCAGGCAUCGUCAACUGGAAGAAGGUGGCCACCAAGGUGCCCAUCCGCCGCUUCUCGGCCAUCGCCAACUGCAACUACGCUGUUGUUCUCGGCAAGUCGCUUCACUUUUCUCUUGUCGGCGUCUCGGGCGACAACAUCAACGAGGGCGACCGCACCCGCACCCUCGCCGUCGUCUGGCAGCUCUGCCGCUUCCACCUGCUCAAGGUUCUCCGUGAGCUCGGCGGCGGCGCCAAGAUCGAGGACGCCGACAUGAUCAAGUGGGCCAACGAUACCGUCGGCGGCGUCUCGACCAUGCGCGACUUCCGCGACAAGUCGCUCUCCAACGCCGUCUUCUUCCUCGACCUCAUCAACGCCAUCAAGCCCGGCAUCGUCGAGGCCGAGUACGUCAUCCGCGACGCCUCGUCCGAGGAGGACAAGACCAACAAUGCACGCUACGCCAUCGCCCUUGCCCGUAAGCUCGGUGCCCUCAUCUUCCUCCUUCCCGAGGACGUCGUCGAGGUCCGCCCCAAGCUCAUCCUCACCCUCGUCGGUACUCUCAUGCAGGUUGCCAAGCGCGGCUCUGCCGGCCCGUCGGCCUAACUGGUCGGCUUCACCCAUCGUCGCCCCUCCUCCCCUGUCCUGCCGGCUUUGCUCUGACUGGCACCUGGACCUAUCAUCGUGGUAAAACCAACCAACCGUCCCAC
Molecule: messenger RNA, 1989 nt
Organism: Thecamonas trahens ATCC 50062
Lineage: Eukaryota; Apusomonadida; Apusomonadidae
Product: fimbrin
Exons: 2
Coding region: 17-1885 (622 amino acids)
Biological process (GO): actin filament bundle assembly; actin filament network formation
Cellular component (GO): actin filament bundle; actin filament; cytoplasm
Molecular function (GO): actin filament binding; calcium ion binding
Source: RefSeq, a predicted model, not a curated record